This is a messenger RNA of Lucilia sericata (common green bottle fly), 2478 nucleotides long. RefSeq names its product beta-arrestin-1 (gene krz). Gene Ontology annotation, molecular function: G protein-coupled receptor binding. The transcript has 2 exons. NCBI's taxonomy places the organism in Eukaryota, Metazoa, Arthropoda, Insecta, Diptera, Calliphoridae. Bases 413 to 1852 code for a protein of 479 amino acids. Gene Ontology annotation, biological process: G protein-coupled receptor internalization; signal transduction. The record is from RefSeq and is a predicted model, not a curated record. Gene Ontology annotation, cellular component: cytoplasm.
UUGUCAUUUUUAUAACAGAAGAGACGAAUACGCAGUUUUCUUACUGGAAAGAAGAAUUUAAUUACUUGUUCAAUUUUUUAUACGAAAACUUCCACACAAAAAAAAUCUAAGCAAAUGAAAAAUAUAUAAAAAUGAAAACAACAAAAUAAAAGUUAAAUAAUUACUAAAGAAGUUAUAAUAAAAAGAAAUGAUUUGUUUAAAAUAAAAUAGCAACGAAAGUUUUGGUAAACAAGUAAUUAAAUGAAAAAAUAUUGAGACGAAAAAAAAAAAACAAAAAACGGCAAGAAAAAAUCAAAGAGUUACCGGCCCUUCUUAAUAAAGCAAAUAAUUUUAAAGGAAUUUUGUUUAAUUUAAACAAAAUUGUAACGUUCAUUAAAUUUAUUGAGCAAACAGCUAAAAUAUCGGCAACAUAAUGAAUAAUUUAAGCACCAAUAAUGGAGGCGGUGGCGGUGGUGGCAAUAGCAGCAGUAAUAGUGCGAAUAAUGGUACGGGCAUACGCCCUUCUUCGGCCAAUGACGAGGCCGGUGGUGGUGGCGCUGCUGGUGGCGAUACAGAUGCCAGCUCGAGGCGACAGGCUACCCGGGUGUUUAAGAAAAGCUCCUCGAAUGGCAAAAUUACCGUCUAUCUGGGGAAACGUGAUUUCGUGGACCACAGCACUCAUGUCGAUCCCAUCGAUGGGGUGGUGUUUAUAGAUCCCGAGUAUGUAAAGGAUCGCAAAGUAUUUGGCCAAGUGUUGGCCGCCUUUAGAUAUGGCCGUGAGGAUUUAGAUGUAUUGGGUUUGACAUUUCGGAAGGAUUUAUACUUGGCCCAUGAACAAAUCUAUCCGCCAACGCAAACGGAAAGACCGUUGACAAGACUACAGGAAAGGCUGAUAAAAAAGUUGGGUCCCAAUGCAUAUCCAUUUUACUUUGAAGUUCCUCCCUACUGUCCAGCAUCAGUAUCACUACAACCUGCCCCCGGCGAUACUGGAAAAUCUUGUGGCGUAGAUUAUGAAUUAAAAGCAUUUGUUGGCGAACAAAUCGACGACAAGCCCCAUAAACGCAAUUCCGUUCGUUUGACAAUACGCAAAGUUAUGUACGCUCCCUCAAAGGUGGGCGAACAACCCUCAAUCGAAGUGAGUAAAGAAUUUAUGAUGAAACCAAAUAAAAUCCAUUUGGAAGCCAGUCUUGACAAAGAACUGUAUCAUCACGGCGAAAAGAUAUCGGUCAAUGUUCAUGUGGCCAAUAAUUCUAAUCGAACGGUAAAGAAAAUUAAAGUUUAUGUCCGUCAGUUUGCCGACAUUUGUCUAUUUUCGACGGCCCAAUAUAAAUCGGUGGUGGCCGAGACGGAAUCCGAAGAUGGUUGCCAAGUAUUGCCAGGCUUUACUCUCUCAAAAGUUUUUGAGCUAUGUCCGCUGCUGGCAAAUAACAAGGACAAGUGGGGCUUAGCUUUGGAUGGUCAAUUAAAGCACGAGGAUACAAAUUUGGCCUCCAGUACUCUGAUCACAAAUCCAGCACAACGCGAAAGUCUAGGCAUUAUUGUACACUAUAAAGUCAAAGUGAAAUUGUUAAUUAGUGGCCCCUUGUUGGGUGGUGACUUGGUGGCCGAAUUGCCAUUUACUCUUAUGCAUCCCAAGCCCGAAGAGGAGGAGAAUCCUUUGUUAAGCGACAAAUCACCACGACAAAGUAUACGCGAUAAUCAGUUGGUGGUGGUGGCCAACGAUGAUGCCAAUUCGAAUUCCUCUACCGCUGUCGUCCAAGAGGUACCAACUACAAAUCUCAUACAGCUAGAUGACGAUGAUGCCCAGGACGAUGAUAUUAUAUUUGAAGAUUUUGCCCGUCUACGAUUAAAAGGUGCUGAAACAGAAGCUUAAAUGUUUUUUUUCCAAGAUGCCAUUUUUUAGCUGAACAAAAACAAAAGAGAAAAAUUUAUAAAACUACAAAAUUAUCAUCGAUUGUUUGGAUAUUGUAUUUAGCACAACAUUGAAUAAUAGUUUUCAUAUUUAUCAUUUUUUAUUUAAUUAUAUACAUAUGUAUGUGUACAAUGUUUAAAGAAAUUAAAGGUGUUUUUGUUUUAACAUUUUUUUAAAUUAAAAUCCAUUUGUAAGGGUCGGUUUUGAGUUUCUAUUAAAGCAAGUAAUUGAAAUUGUAACGAAAGAAAAGUUAAAUAUUGAAAAAGGGCAAAAAAUUCUAAUGGAUGUAUAUUUAGUUAUUAAGUUAAUUAUGUUUAUAAUAAUUAUAACAACAAAAUCACAAAACUAAAAACAAAAAACAAUAAUAUUGAUGAUAAAAGAUAUUGAACAAAUGUCUUGAUGUUAACGAAAUUGACGACGAAGAUGACGAUGUUGAUAAUGAUGUUAAAGAAGAUGAAGAAAAAAAAACUGAAGAUUAUUAUGAUUAAUAUAUGAUUAUGAUAAUGACCAUAGUAGUAUGUAUGUCUUUAUCUGUGUAUUUAUGUUUAUACUCUAUAUAUAUAUUUAAAUAUUAAACAAAACAAAAA